Saccostrea cuccullata (small rock oyster) is the source of this 2009-nucleotide messenger RNA. RefSeq lists its product as uncharacterized. The transcript has 2 exons. NCBI's taxonomy places the organism in Eukaryota, Metazoa, Mollusca, Bivalvia, Ostreida, Ostreidae. Bases 37 to 1851 code for a protein of 604 amino acids. The record is from RefSeq and is a predicted model, not a curated record.
GAAUUGUUUUUCCGAGAAAUAUGGAAGACUCUUGACAUGAAGAAGAAGUCUUUGCAAAAACAUAUUGAUGUGAAACGGCGAUUUGCAGUCGGAUUCCAUGACAAUGAAAGCAUUGAAAAUCUUAAGCUGUCAAUUGCUGAUGUCGUGUGCAAGCUUGAUCACUGGGGUGAAGAGCUUCCACAGUCAUGGGCUAUGUUUGAAACAUUCUUUCAGGAAAAGAAAAUUCGCAAGAUUUUGAGUACGGUCGAACUUCAGUCUUUUAAUGAAACAUUGCCAGAGGGAAUAAAGCUCAGUACUAUUGAAGAUAUGGAUUCCAUGCUGCAGUUCUUCCAUGGCAUUAGAGAACUCAUACACUUCAAUCAACAAUUCCUCAAUGAAGUUAUUAUCCUCGAUGUUCAGUGGUUUGCAGAUGCAUUUAGAAAUGUCAUAACAGAUAAAAACCAUGCAAAAGAAGAUUUAUUUGAAUUUGCUUCAGAAUGGGACAAAUUCAAUGAAACUGGAGAGUUAGAUGAAACAUUGCUAUCUGCCAUAUGGAGAAUGAACAACAAUGGUUACCUUGAGCACAAAGAGGAUAUCAUGAUGUACAUGGAGAAGCUUGGACUCUUAGCUAAAAUGAGCGACAAAAUAUGGUAUGUCCCGUGUAUGAACAAGAUGCAAUUUCCAGUAGACUGUUUUUCAACAUACCCUGCCUCCUCCAUCCUUUGCUACACGUUUGAUGUUCUUCCUGUUGAAAUUUUCCAUCGCCUUGUAGCAAUUUGCAUGCAGAUUCCUUGGGAGAUAUUUUCUGAUGAAGAAAGAGGAUGCAUUUACCAGACUGCAGCUAUUCUCGUGUUUCAUGACCAGCACCAUAACAUUAUGCUUGGAAUGACUCAAACAGAAAUUCAAGUGCAGAUGUUUGUUGUGGAGGGAGAAGUUGAUGUUUUAACCUGUCACCAGAUUAGAGAAAUCCUUGAACAUACCUUACAAAAUCUCUCUGACGCAUUUCAGAAGAACUCAGAAUUCCUAGUUGCGUUCAAAUGCAAACCUACUGGUUUUUGUGACAGCAGAGUAAGCGCUGUCAUUAGUGAUUCUAAGUUUACCAGAGAUACAUUUCAGUGUCCAUCCUGUCCGGCAAACAGAAAGCAUUGUGUCAACACAGAAGAUAUCACAAAAUAUUGGAAUCAGCAGGCAAACCUGAGUAAUCCCAACACUUCGACAGCUUGUGGACAAGACCAUGGGGGCCGAUCUAGAUUUGCCAAACUUGGAAUGGCAACGCACGACGUGUUAAAUCAGGCAUACCGAGAUAUACUAGAGAUGGAGGUUCAUCCAUCUGUUAUUUAUAGCAAAGUGAAGGCAUCGCCGAAUACUCAUAAAAGAUUACGCCCUGAACAAGAACAACUCUUACAAGCUGCUCAACAUUCAGGAUAUGCAAAUUUUGAUAUUUCACUAACAUACACGUUGCUAAGAAAUAUUUGUAAAAAGAUACCUAAACCAACAAAGGGAAAAUGGGGAGAAGACAGUAUGCCAACAGUAGGAGAAAUUACUGUUGGUGAUGAUAUCGAGAGAAUUAGGUUAAUGCGAAACAAGUUGGCUGCACAUGUGAGCUCAGCCUCCACACCUCAGACAGAAUUCAACAACACCUGGUCGAUUAUAUCAGAUCUCUGCCAAAGAUUAGAAAAUUUCACUGGAAAGGCUUACUUGGGUAACUUAAAUAAAAUAAGGAAACUGACCUUAAGAAAAGAAAAUGAAGAUGCUGCAAUAGAAAAGAUCAAAAUGGAAAGUCAGCAUGAAAUGGUGAAAGAAAUGUGGUCAGAUAUGAAAGAUGUGAAAGCAGCAAUAGAAAGGCUUGAAAUGAAGCAUUUAUCGAAUUAAGAAUAUAAAUCUUAGAACAUUUCAUGAAUACUUGAAAAUUUAAAUAUCUGUAACUUUAAGAAGACUUACUAGAUAAACCAAUUAAAUAUGAAUAAUUUAAUUCUUUUCAAAUAAAAGUGAAAAAGAUAUGAAAAUUUCAAUUCACUUGCUUGGUUUCA